ACUAAUCAGCUGAUUUCUCCCAUGGCCGCUCCAGCAUAUAUUGUUUCAUUGCUACUCCUGACGAUGAUGUUUGAAGCUAAUGCUACUAACAUUAAAUCAAAACCGAUAAAACUAGGCUCUUCACUCUUCCCUCACAAAGAACCCACUUCAUGGUUAUCGCCUUCUGGCAGUUUCGCAUUUGGGUUCUACAAACAAGGUGGUGGCUUCUUGGUGGGAACUUGGUUAAACGCUAGUGCAGAUAUUACAAUAGUUUGGACAGCAAAUCGAAACGAUCCUCCUGUUUCUUCAAAUUCGACGCUGACUUUAACCAUGGAUGGUCAGCUCAUUCUGAGAACUACUGAUCAUCAAAGCAAGAAUACAAUCAUUUCUAAAUCCUCAGAGCCUGCUUCUUUCGCUAGGAUGUUUGAUUCCGGCAAUUUCGCGCUCUAUAAUCACCGCUCUCAAAUCAUUUGGUCAAGUUUCAACUUCCCCACAGACACAAUACUGGGAGGCCAGACUUUAUAUACCGAGAAUGAAUUGAUUUCCAGUGUAUCGGAAACAAACAGCUCAACCGGACGGUUUUGUGUGAGAAUGCAACGGGAUGGGAAUCUUGUUUCAUAUCCCACAAACACAGGAUAUUAUGAGACAGAGGCUUACUGGGCCAAUGGAUAUUACGGUAACGGACCUUUGGUUCACGGCCUAUAUCUAAACUAUACUGGCGAACUGGUCUUCGUCGACAACAAAUCUGAACCUCUCCAGACUUUGUAUUCUGAUUUUUCGCCAUACAACAGCUCAAUCAUCUACCAAGCAACACUCGGGCAUGAUGGAAUUUUUCGUUUGUAUUCUCAUUAUGGUGAGAACAACACAUUCCUGAAAUGGAGAAAACCAGAAGAAGCUUGUCUGGUGAAGACUUUUUGUGGGUGGAACAGCUACUGUACACUGUAUGAUGAUCAACCCGGAUGCCGUUGUCUUCCUGGUACUGAUUUUGUUGACCCUGACGAAAUGAAUAGCGGGUGUGAGAGAUAUUACAUUGAAGAAACAUGCGCCGGAAUGAACACAAGCACAGAAUUAUAUAACCUCACUUCAAUGGAGAGGAUCACAUGGGAUGAUUAUCCAUAUUUCCAAGCGGAAAUGGACAAGGAAGAAGAUUGCAGAAAAUCCUGUUCAGAGGACUGCAAUUGCGAUGUGGCUUUGUACAAGGAAGGGAUAUGCAAGAAACAAAAGCUUCCACUGAGAACUGCUAGGAGAGACCAAGGUGAGCAGUCCUCAGCUAUAGCCUUCUUUAAAUUGAGCAAGAGAAAUAUCACAAGCGAUGCUGGUGGCAAUUUUGUUCCAGACCCGCCGAAAGCGGCAAAAGUAACCACAAGCAAGAAGACAAUUGUACUAAUUCUCGUAAUGACUGUCAGCUUCAUUACAUGUUCAUGCAUUUUCCUUGGAAUGUCUGGAUUUUUUGUUUUCAAAUACCGAGUUGCCAAAUACAAAUGGCUGUUGGAAACUGGAAAUUUUGGCUCGACCGAUGAGCUUACGAUGCGAUCAUUUUCUUACAACGAGCUGAAGAAGGCGACCAAGGGAUUUAAAGAAGAGCUGGGAAGGGGUUCUUUCGGGGCAGUAUAUAAAGGAUCCUUUUACAAAGGUGAAAAGCUUGUUGCCGUGAAAAGGCUGGAAAAGAUGAUGAAUGACGGUAGUGAAAGAGAAUUCCACGCAGAAAUGCAGGUAAUAGGUAAAAUUCAUCACAAGAACUUGGUUCGGUUGCUUGGUUACUGUGCUGCGGACUCGAAAAGGCUUUUGGUAUAUGAAUACAUGAGCAAUGGUUCUCUUGCUGAUCUUCUCUUUCACUCUGAAACAUCUCCAGAUUGGAACGAGAGAGUGAGAAUGGCAUUGGAUGUUGCUCGAGGAAUUCUCUAUCUUCAUGAUGAAUGUGAAGCACCUAUCAUUCAUUGUGAUAUAAAGCCUCAGAAUAUCCUAAUGGAUGAUUUCUGGAUGGCUAAAAUCUCGGACUUUGGGUUGGCAAAAUUGUUGAUGCCCGACCAAACAAGAACUUUCACUUUGAUGAGAGGAACAAGAGGUUACAUAGCGCCAGAAUGGUCAAAGAACACCCCAAUAUCAGUGAAAGCAGAUGUUUACAGUUACGGAGUAGUGCUCCUGGAAAUCGUAUGCUGUAGAAAAAAUAUGGAUGUUAAGGCGUCAAACCCGGAGGAAGUCAUUCUUAUUAAUUGGGCUUAUAGGUGCUUCAUUAACAGAGAGUUGAAUAAGCUUGUCCGCGAUGAAGUAGAUAAGAAGAUUUUGGAAAACAUGCUUAAGGUGGGGCUCUGGUGUGUGCAAGAUGAACCAGCUCUUCGUCCGUCAAUGAAGAGUGUCGUGAUGAUGUUAGAAGGGAUUACUGAUGUCUCUAUCCCUCCUUGUCCUACCUCUUCCUCAGGGUGAAAUCUCUUAUAUAUGUUGAGUCGUUGAUUUAUAUGUAACUCAAUUUGUAUUUCAUCUUUCAAAUAA
Pistacia vera is the source of this 2469-nucleotide messenger RNA. RefSeq names its product G-type lectin S-receptor-like serine/threonine-protein kinase LECRK2. Gene Ontology annotation, molecular function: protein serine/threonine kinase activity; ATP binding. The transcript has a single exon. Gene Ontology annotation, biological process: protein phosphorylation. NCBI's taxonomy places the organism in Eukaryota, Viridiplantae, Streptophyta, Magnoliopsida, Sapindales, Anacardiaceae. Bases 22 to 2403 code for a protein of 793 amino acids. The record is from RefSeq and is a predicted model, not a curated record.